AUGACGCAUCAUAAAUUCUUCCCACUCAAAAGGCUGCUGCCACGUCAGAGCUACGCAAGUAUUACUGAGUACUACUACAAAAAUAAACCACACGACUUUACAUUUAUUCCGCGAAAACGGAGGGCUGUCAAGAAAACCGAAGUGACAACUGAUAAAAAUGAGCAUCCCUCUUCCGUGAAGUUAAAUCAUUUUCUGAAACGAAGGAGGACCAGUUCACCGAGGAAGAAGAGAAAAUCUAUGCUUAAAUCGUCGUACAGAAAGACGAAGCGUCGUUCACUCUGA
Ostertagia ostertagi is the source of this 282-nucleotide messenger RNA. The record is from the annotation of a GenBank genome assembly. NCBI's taxonomy places the organism in Eukaryota, Metazoa, Nematoda, Chromadorea, Rhabditida, Trichostrongylidae.